Anguilla anguilla (European eel) is the source of this 5492-nucleotide messenger RNA. RefSeq names its product coiled-coil domain-containing protein 50-like. The transcript is spliced from 12 exons. The record is from RefSeq and is a predicted model, not a curated record. Gene Ontology annotation, cellular component: cytoplasm. Gene Ontology annotation, molecular function: ubiquitin protein ligase binding. The coding region runs from base 234 to 1598 and encodes 454 amino acids. Lineage: Eukaryota; Metazoa; Chordata; Actinopteri; Anguilliformes; Anguillidae.
AAUAUAAAAUCCACAUCAGCAAAGGACAGAGAGGGAGGGAAGAAUGAGAAUGAGCUCUAUGUGACGAACUGUGCAUUAAGACCGAGGCUGUGUCAUAUUGGAACUAAUCAAGCUCAAAACUUUAGUCAUGUCAGCUACUUGUUGAUUUUAAGUUUCUCACUGUAGCCUACAACUCUGAUAAUCUUCAUAAAAAUAACAAAUCUGCAGCAGAAAGCUUUUUGAAAGCCAUCACCAUGGCUGAUUUAAGUAUUGAUCAGGACAAUCUACCCGGAGUAAAAGAAGUGUGCCGGGACUUUGCCGUGCUGGAGGACCACUGCCUGGCCUACAGCCUCCAGGAGCAGGAAAUUGAGAGUCACUUGGCCUCCAAUGUCCACAAGAGCCGUCUGAUCCAGACAGACCUGAGGGUGGCCAAGCGUAUACAGGAGGAGGAGGACGUCCAGGCCAAGGCCCUCACCCAGAGGCAUCAAAGAGCCAUAGAGCAGAGUGAUGUUGAGAUCGCCCACGGGAUUCAGGACCAGCUGGUCAGACAGGCCAUGCAACAGCGACAGCAGGAAGAGAAAGAUGCAGAAGUCGCUCGCAAGCUGCAGAAGCAGAUGAUAAAGGAGGAGAAGAAGAUGAGUAAGAAAAUUAAGAAGCUGCAGGGGUCCACUUCUGUGGAGCCAUACGCAUUCUCAUCUCCCUCCGGCUCCCCCCGGGGAUCAAGACACUGCUCCCCCGAGCCCAGCCGGAGCGGAUAUCCGGAGAGAACAGGGCGGGGGGGUCAGGGCAGGGCCGGGAGUCCGAUGGAGCCACACCUCUCGCGCUCUGCGUUUUACGCGGACGGCGAGCGGCUGAGGGGGGCCGCACCCAAGAAAGAGAAACCAGCCAGACCACCCCCACCCCAGUGCCAGGACAGGGAGGGGGAGGGAGGGAGGUGGGUAGGGACAGGCCAGCGGGACGUGGCCCGUGGUUCGAGCGUAGCCUGGCUGGAAGAGGAGAAGGCGGAGCUAGAGGACGUGCGGGGCAGCGAGGGCCUGGUGUCAGGGUUCGAGGAGUCAAGUCGAGGGGGAAGGGGUACAAGAGAACCCCAGGACCCAUGGGAUCUCCAGGAGCUGGUCUCCAAAAGCUCUUCCCUCCUGAGGGAGGACAGAUGCCCGCCCCAGCCCCCUGGGGAGCCAGACUGGAUGGCAGGAAGCGACUACAGUGUGCAGAACGUGACUCAGGGCGUGAAACAGAUGGGCCUGCGGGAGCAGGAGCUUCACGACAUGGAGGUGGCCAGAAGGCUGCAGGAAGAGGAGCUGAAGGCUAGUCUGGCUGACUCAAGGGCGGCCCAAGUCGCACAGGAUGAGGAAAUCGCUCGGAUGCUGAUGGAAAAGGAGAAGAAGAAGGCUUGCAAGUCAUCCAAAAAGUGGGGGAGGAAAAACCCGGACGGAGAGUGGAGGGCAGGUUCAGAGGUGGUAAAGCCCAGCUCUAAGGAAGACUACGAGCACCAGAGGUCCCAGAGCCUGAAACCAGCCAGACCACCUCCACCAAUGCACAACUAUGAAAACGAGUCCGGCUCCCUCCGUGCCCCCACCCGACCAGAACCCACGUACAGAGGCUCCCUUCACAAGCACUGACCAUGGAAACAUGCUGCCAUUUCAUUUUUUUUAUGAUCAUGCCUUUUUAAUUAUGUUUUAUUUUAAUUUAAUACUGGAAACAUGGAAUGUUUUUUUUACCCCUGGAAACCUUUGAGAAAUUUGAAAUGAUUUUUUUUUAAUUUCCUGCCACGCUUUGAGUAUGAAGAGAGCCAUUAAGUAUUAUUUGUCACCUUUUUAGAUUAAGUGUGGUAUGCUGUCACUGUUCUGUCCAUACACAGUUCAAAGGGAAGAGGAAAAUUGGGAACUUUGAAUCCCUAUUUGUGUGUGUGUCUGUGCCACACGAUGAGGAUAUGGACACGGGGUACCAUCACUGGAUGUGCAAGUCACAUGAUGUGUGACAUCACUCCUCGCCACUAUUAGUGGAAAAUGAGUUUGUCCUGAGGGCGGUCACUCUGUCUGACACUUAGCAUAGCCAAGGGCAGGCUUUGCAAAGGACCAGAACAUUCAUGGCUCGCCGGUGUCAUCGCACCAGAAUGACACGGCCACUUUCAGGAAUAUCACGCAUUUCUCCUAGUGGACUGACUGACUUUCUUUAGAAAUGGUGAAAGGGCAUGUGGACUUGGUCUGAACCUUUUCUCUGUUCCCUGGCCCCGAUUUACCUCUGAACUGGUGGAAGCGACUCUUCUCUGGGACUACAAUAAUGGCUACAUUCUGCUGGUCUUCAGGAUGACGCGUGGCUGAGUAAUUUCGUAACGUGUAACCGUACAGGUUUUUUAUCGCUUUCCAGUAUUUCUCAGAUUUCCCCCUGGAUGGUCUUGAUGCCAUGGCUCAAGUUGGAACCAGCUUUAAGCUAUUUAAUUGUGGUGUUUCUCAUAUUCCUUUAAAAAAAAAAAAAAAAUGUUUUCAUUUAUAUGAUUUUAACCUAACUGAGGAACAUUCACAGGAAACUACCUUGGGUGAUAUACCUGUAGAAAUGAGCUGUCCUGUUGCUUACAUAUCCAGACUGUGGUGCCAUAUGUGACCCUGUAUGUUUUGCAUAUGCCAUGCGAUGUAGUUUUGUGUGGGGAGAUGGCAUUCCUAUAGUGAUUACAUACUGAUUUAUCAUGACUGGAAAUACAUGGUUUGACACCAUCGUUCGCUCAUUGGCUAUGGUACAGUGGCUCCACAGCCGACUGUCUACCAACCAAGGGAGAGAGAAUAUGGGGCUGGACCGCUUCACUAAUCAGGGGAGAACUGCUCAUCAGCAAGCACUUAGCAGUGGUACCAGACUCCUUCCCUUGAGGGCUGUAGUGUCUGCUGGUUAUUAAACUGCUCCUAAGUAGCCAGAAUGGGUUAAAUGCAGAGGACAGAUUACCCCACAGAGUUUUAUAGAGUAUAUCUAAUCUAUUUUUUUUUGUGUAAUUAAAUGACAUUAAUUGAAGUCAAUGAUUGGCUAACAAGUCUGCACACAUUAUUUCCAAGGCCUUAAUUGGUGGCUGACUGAAGGGAAACCACAAAAUCCUGCAGACACUGUGGCCCUCCUGGGCUUACGUUUGUCUUAUGUGGCAUAUUGAGAAAAUCUUUGCAAGCUUUUCAUGUGACUUCAUGCAAAACAGUCAAGCCCAUGUACCUUUUUUCCCCUAUCAGAUUAUUGUAUAUGGAAGUUUUCCUUUGCAAUUAUUAGGUUAAAUUUUGUGAGUCAAUACAUUCACAAGUUCUGUCCUUCAUGUGUUUGUGUAUUAAAAACUCAUUUAUACACUUUGUUCAGUAUGAAGUACUCACUUUUACAAUGGGGAUCAUGGGAAUUUACUCAUUUCCAGCUAAUCACUUGGUUACAUGCCUGUGCUCUUAAGAAAUGUCUAUUUAAUAAUUGUGACAGACCUACAUUGGUCAGUUACCUGUAACUUCCCACUUUUUCAUUGUGGCUGUUAAUAUUGUAAGGGAAGUGCUACUACAGCAUGAGAAAAAGGUAUUACAGGACCUGUAAGGGAGAUGCUAGUAUGUAGUUCAUUACUUCUAUAUUUUUAUAACUUAUUUUUUCAAAGUAGCAGCAGUCAUUUAGAUUUUUAAUCUCAUUUAAGUGAAGCUGCUAUUUCCAUAAGAAGUUUUCCAUUUGAAAUAGCAUUUUCUUGAAUUUGAUUGGAGGUAUUCAUUUAGAAGUAUGAAAAAUUCAUGUGUGUGUGCGCGUUUGCCCUUUUGUACAAUAAUGUUUUCCAUAAACAGACGUAUAAAAACUCAUACAGACUGAUGUAAUUAGGUUGUUUUGUCAAAUAACCAAUAUUUUUUAGUUUUAUAAUGCAAAGGAUGAAAACCUGGGUGCGAGUAGCUCAGCAGUGACUUCUGAGACAAGCCAGAAAGAAUAUUGUGGCUCCACCUGGUGGUUAUAAAUAUAAAUAAGAAUGUGGUUGUGUUGUACGAUAUACAAGGCACACUUUUAUGUGGUGUUAGCGUUAACUCCAGACGUUAUCCCACACUAAUGUUGGUUGUAACUGGGCAGAGAUCUUGUAUUUUAAAUGCUAUAUAUAUAUAUAUAUAUAUAUAUAUAUAUAUAUAUAUAUAUAUAUAUAUAUUUAUAUUUAUAUUUAAUAUUUUAAAUUACUCCAAAAGAAAAAACUUAACAAAGCAAAAUUCAGUCUGAUGGCAAGUCUCAAUUUGACCUUUUGAGUCAAGCAGUGGUUAAUUACGAUAAAGUUGUUAGUACGGAAGAAGCACAAUGCCCUUUGUCACACCUGUCGUAUAUACAUAGUCCCUACAGAAAAACAACCAUUAAAAAUUUUAAACAUUGUCAUGUUGCUUUCCAUUUAGUAAAAUUAUGCUUUCUGAAGUUACUAUUUUGUUUCCAGAUUGUACAAUGUAAGAAAUGUGUGAAAUGGUUGUACUGAAAUAUGUCAUCAUCAGACAUGGUGUUCAGUCAAUACAGCGAUUUAAUUUUACAGGUUAAUUGGUUGAAUUUGUGACUAUUGUAGCUCAACUGUUAAGGGCUUCGACAAUACAUGAAAGUCUGUUUUGUCACCACAUCUGGUGAUGUACUGUGUUUAGACAUGCAUUUCUGCCAUUCUGCACCCAUUUAUGAUUUGUAUAACUUAACUUUGUUAAAUUAACUUUCUUAAAUGCUUUAUUUUUCCUAAAAAAAUGAAUCAACAUGAAUGAAUACACUUGAAUUACAGAAUAAAACAGCAUCUGUUGAUUUGUCUACAAUAGUUCCAGUAUCAUUUCAACUGAUAAUCUUCUGGCUAAGCUCCUGCUUAUUCACUGGAAAGGAAGAAACUGAAUUGCAUUUGUCCACUGAGCAGGUCCAAACUUUUGAGAAAAAUUCCAGUGUUUGGUUCUAGUACAGGUGCAUUCAUUUCACAAUACAACUGACCUGAAUACAAACAAAAAAUAAGCUUUUUCCACUGUUUCCUGUCAGACUUGUAAUUCCUUGCUGAUUUCAUCAUACAGUUGCAUCCUGUGGUUUGCAAUUUAUGUGUAACUUGUUCUGUUUUCUGAGAUCAGAAAUUCUGGAAAAUACCAUGGAACAAAUUAAUGUGUUGUCACAUUAAGAUCACACUUUCUAUGUGAUCUCAGAUACCUUAAAAAUCACUACACAUGCUGUAGCUUUUUAUUAUUUAUAAAGACCAGUCAUUGAUCAACUUUAUUAUUUUUUAUAUCAUUUUAAUUGAUUCAAUAAUUCUUUAUAUAUACAUCAUACAUCUAUUUAUAGAAAAAAACAACAACAUAAAACGGUAUGUAUAAGACAGGACUGUGACAGCAUCUAUCAAUAAUAAUAUAUCUAUUUAUAUUUGUUCGAGUUACUCCAAUCAUUCAUGGGGAUAGUACAUUAUAAAACAAAAAUGUUAGAACUUAAUUGAAAUGUUCAAUUGAUGGACUUUUUAGAGCUUCUCAAAGGAAUAUGUGUUUUCAGAGACAGUGAAUUUUUUAAAUAAAAUGAUAUGCAUAUAUGAAUAGACAUGA